This is a messenger RNA of Nothoprocta perdicaria, 4544 nucleotides long. RefSeq names its product TRIO and F-actin binding protein (gene TRIOBP). Gene Ontology annotation, molecular function: actin filament binding. Gene Ontology annotation, cellular component: actin cytoskeleton. The record is from RefSeq and is a predicted model, not a curated record. Gene Ontology annotation, biological process: actin filament organization; positive regulation of substrate adhesion-dependent cell spreading. Bases 1 to 3888 code for a protein of 1295 amino acids. The transcript has 21 exons. Lineage: Eukaryota; Metazoa; Chordata; Aves; Tinamiformes; Tinamidae.
AUGCCGGGUUUGUCUGACCAUGUGCCCCAUGAGAGCUUUGAAGGCGACGCGUUUGCACAGGGCCUGUGCCAGCAUCGCUUCCAAGUGGCGGCGGCUGGCGAGCACGGCGGCCAGGAUCAUGCCGUGGCGGCGCAGGCCGGCAGCGCUGCGGACCCCGGCGGGCCCUGGGACACGCUCUGCAUUGUAGCCCCUCAGUGCGAGGUGUACGUGAGCGUGGGCCCCGCGGACGGGACCGCGCGCUGGGAAGGGAGCUGGACAUACCCCCUGUUCAGCCCCAGAGCAGAGGGGGAGCACAGAGAAAACAGCACCAAGCCCAGCACCAAUGUCCGGACCUGCACUGAAGCCAACUCUGCGCUCCCCAAGGAGAGGGAAAUGAUGAGGCUGUGGGACAGCGUUCUGGGAUCAGGCAAGCAAGACAUGAKGAACUACGCAGGCCACAAGGAAGAGGUGCGGACGCGAGCCCUGCAGACAGACAGAGCCAGGUGGGAGCGCAGCCUCAAAAGCCAGCAGCCCGCAGAGAGCUGGGCAAGAAACCGCCCGGAGAGCAGCUAUUUCUCCCUGGAGCGCCGCAAAUCCGACCCUCCCUGGGCUCCCCCGCUGCCGCGUGGCGGCCGCAGCACCUCGCCGGCGCGCAGCGAGCCGCCAUGCGCCGGCGGGCACCRCGCGGGCGCGGAGGGGCGGCACGGCAUGGAGAGGCAGGAGUACACGGCGCUCGCCGGCCUGCCCAAGCCCAAGCGCCUCAGCCGCGGGGAGGCUUUGGAGCGCAGCGGCGCCCGCACGCUCAGCCCCGGGCGCGUGGAGGUGGAGCGGAUAUUCGGCUGCGAGCGCAGGAAAUCCGAGACUCUGGAGGCUUUCCAGGCCCUGGAAGAGGGCCGUGUGGACCGGCUCGAUGGGAAGACCCCCAUUCCGCCCAGCAAGGGUCGACUAGCUCGGAGGCAGUCCAGCCCCACUCUGUUCAGAGAGGGCCAGCGGCUCUUCCGGCACCUUGAGCAGUGCAACAGGGACCCCAAGGCCUCCCUUCGCUCCCUGAGCCCAGSCCGGCAGCCGGAGAGGAACAGCAGGAGCCGCGGGGAUCUCCUGCAUCUCACGAGCCCAGCAACACGGGCAGAGAGGGACUGGCGGAAACCCAGAGAGUCUGCGAGCCCCGUCCAGCACCUGGAGAGAGACGGCAAAAGCCUGCGCUCCGCAAGCCCGGCUCGCAGGUCGGAGAGGAGAGCCGGGCAGGCCGCGAGCCCUCCCCAGCGCUCCGAGAAGGACUGGCGGAGCCGAGCAGAGGCCGCCCGCCCCGUGUGUCUGGAAAAACCCCCAGAAAGAGGCCGAGCUGCCUGGCAGACUGAGAGGACAGGGAAGAACCUGGAGAGGAAGAGCCGAGGGGAUUCCCUGCACUCCGUGAACCUCGGGAGCAGUUUGGAUAACAGCAGGCCUGGCCGGAUAGGGCCCCUGCGAUCGGUGAGUCCCAGGAGAGAGGCAGAGAGCACGUGGAAAAGCCAAAAGGAGAUUGCUCCUGCCAGCCUGGUGCGGAGCACGGAGGGGAAAUGGGUGAACUCAGGAGAGCUGCUGCACACUGCGGGCCCCAGGAGACACCCGGAGUGCGGCUGGCAGACCCUCAGGGAAAAGCUGCAGCCUUCCAGCCCAGGAAAGGGCACAGACAGUGACCAGAAAGGCCGAGGUAAGCCCCUGCGCCCAGUGAGUCCAGUGCGACCGCAGGAGCAGGACUGGAAGAGUCCAGGAGAUGUUCACCAAGCCCAAAAGAUGGAGAAGGACUGGAAGCGUCAAGAAAAGCCCAUGUGCCAUGCUGAGUUGAUGAACCAACUGGAAAGGGAGUGGAAGAGCUUCACUAGGUGUGUAGAUGCGGGACCACGGCCUGACAACAGCUGGAGAAGGCCUGAGAGCCCAGCGCAGCGCUUGGAAGAUGACUGGAAGGGCCCAGAGCCAGUCCGAGCCUCAAACAACCCAGAAAAGCCAUUGGAAAAUGACUGGGGGAACAAGAAGAACUUUUUUUCUCAUUCGCAGCUGGGUGGAGGCAGCCUCCCACCACAAAGCAGUGCCAGCUCCUCGGGAAGCCAACACCCAUACCUGAAUGCCAGCGAGAAACACCACAAGCCAGAUCUUCUCAAUUUCAAGAAGGGAUGGAUGUCCAUCCUGGAUGAGCCAGGAGAGUGGAAGAAACAUUGGUUCGUGCUGACUGACUCAAGCCUGAGGUAUUACAGGGACUCUAAUGCUGAGGAGGCAGAUGACCUCGAUGGUGAAAUCGACCUUCGUUCCUGCACAGAUGUGACUGAAUUUGCAGUGCAGCGCAACUAUGGCUUCCAGAUACACACCAAGGAUGCCAUCUUCACGCUGUCUGCCAUGACCUCGGGCAUCCGGCGGAACUGGAUUGAGGCGCUGAGGAAGAACGUGCGCCCCGUCAGCGCGCCAGACGUCACCAAACUCUCCGACUGCAAUAAGGAGAACUCGUUCCGAAACUGCGUCCCUCAGAAGAGCUCGCUGAGGACAGAGGAGCAGCAGCGGGCAGGCUCGGGCUCCGGCUCCGAGGUCAUCUCCAAGGGCACUCCCUGGAAGGCAGACGGGCAGCGCCAGGCUUUUGACUAUGUGGAACUGUCCCCCUUGCAGCAGGGCCCUGUGAACCAGGGCUCUCCACAGAGGACAAGAGGGAGUUUGAGGGUCUCUGACCGAACUCCCAGGCAUGACGAUCUGGAGCGGGAUCAGGCCAUCCGUUCGGAGGAGAGGCGCAAGUGGUUUGAGGCCACCGAUGGCGUGGGCCCACAAGGCGAUGGCUCAGCAGGGGACCCCUCCCGCAAGGUGGGGCAGCAGGAUGUCCCCCCUUCCCCACUGUCUGAGGACCAGCGGAUUCGGCUGAGCGAGGAGAUAGAGAAGAAGUGGCUGGAGCUGGAACGUCUGCCUUUGAAGGACUCGCGGCGGGUGCCCUUGACAGCGCUGCUGAACCAGAGCAAGGGGAGCCACGGAGAAACCAAUGAAGCACUGAAGAAGGAGGUCCAGUCCCUACGGGCACAACUGGAGUCCUGCCGGGCCCGGAACGAGAGCCUUCGGGAUGCGGCCAGAUCCCAGGGAGAGGGGCACGUGCCCCGGGGAUACAUCUCACAGGAGGCUUGUGAACGCAGCCUGGCCGAGAUGGAGUCGUCCCACCAGCAGGUGAUGGAGGARCUCCAGCGGCACCAUCAGCGGGAGCUGGAGCGGCUGCGGCAGGAGAAGGAGCGGCUCCUCGCAGAGGAGGCCGCAGCGACAGCCGCAGCCAUUGAAGCACUGAAGAAAGCCCAUCGAGAGGAGAUGAAUAAGGAGCUGGGGAGGACACGCAGCUUCCAGCAGGCUGGCGCAGGUGCAGAAGCCCUCCAGAAGCAGCAUCAGUUGGACGUGGAUUCCCUGAAGCGGGAACUGCAGGUGCUCUCAGAGCAGUACUCCCAGAAGUGCCUGGAAAUCGGGCAGCUCACGGAGAAGGCGGAGGAGCGGGAGCAGACRCUGCAGCGCUGUCAGCAAGAAGGGAAGGAGCUGCUGCGGCAGAACCAGGAGCUGCAGUCCCGGCUCUCGGAGGAGAUCGGGAAGCUGAGAAGCUUUAUUUCAUCACGGGGCUCCGGGGACCGGUCUCCGCACAACAACGAGCGGAGCUCCUGCGAGCUGGAGGUACUGCUGCGGGUGAAGGAGAAUGAGCUGCAGUACCUAAAGAAAGAGAUCCAGUGUCUCCGGGAGGAGCUUCAGAUGAUGCAAAAGGAUAAGAGAUUCGCCUCAGGGAAAUACCAGGAUGUCUAUGCGGAGCUGAAUCACAUUAAGGUGCGCUCAGAGCGGGAGAUUGAGCAGCUGAAGGAGCAUCUGCGCCUGGCCAUGGCGGCCCUGCAGGAGAAGGAGUCGCUGUGCAACAGCCUCAGCAAGUAGCGGGAGGGAGAGGAUGAAUCCCAUCUGUAAUCGCCUUGGCAAGAAAUCUCCCUUCCCCAUGCAGCUUCCUCACUCCCUUCCCAAAGCUUUCGAUGAAGCCCUUCCAAACUCCUUUCACCUGCGUAUCUGAGCACAUUGUUUGGACCGGCUCCUUUCGUGCACCUUCUUCAGGAUUUUAUAUGUGGAAAAAAUAUAUAUUUUAUAGAUUUUUUUUUUUCCUGGAAAGAGGAGAUUUAGGAGGGGGAAACUUUUUACAUCACCAGCAUCUUCUAACCUGAAAAAAAGCAAAAGAGAAUUUGUUUUCCCUCCUCCCCAGCUGUGUUCCUCUUGGUCACAAAGCCACCUUCAGCUGGUCCUAUUUCCUCUCUUCCAAAUGUCUCUGAGGCCCCGCUGGGACCUACUGUGAGGACAAGGCUCCCCCCACGCCAUCCCCAGGGACCUGCAGACAAGACCGACCAAAGCCAUAGGGGGGAGCUAAUGGGCAGCCUGCCACGGAUAUGCUUCGAAAGAGGAGACCUUGGCGAAAGGCUGCGUGAUGAAGCACUCGGUGACUGUCCUUUGGCUCCUGCAAGAACUGAGUUGGCAGGAGCCUGGGUCUGUGGGGGUCCUCCUCCAGCUGCCCCCCAUUCGGGAAAAUGGAGAUCCUGUCUUCUCCA